UUUAUAAACCUGUUAAGAUUAAACUUUGACUGAAGACUACAAAUGUUAAAAAAUUCGAUCAUUGUAAUUAUGAUAAACACGAUAAAAAUCCACCAGCUCCUCGCAAUUGAGAACAAGGUUCUCAUCUACGUCACAAGAUUCUAUGGCAGUAAAAUGAUCGGGAGCAGAAAAUCUGAACAAUUUGUUGCCAACGUUUCCUAUCCAGAUGAUUACCGAUCUACCCUAACCGAAAUCAAGUUAAGAUUUGUCAAUUACGUGGAAAAAUAUCUUGUUCUAUCAAUCUACUAGGGUGUAGUUAAAAAGUACUGAAUACUGGAUGGCAUGCUGUUUAUAAAGUGAUUUAUUUUAUAUCGCAUUAUUAUCUUUAUAUGGAACGUACAUAAAUACAAAUAUUUACACAGUGUUGUGCUAAUAACAUGGACAUCAAAUACAUCAUAUAAAAAAGAAACGGAAUAAUUAUGUUACCACCCAGAUAUUUGUAAUAUCAGCGAUUUUCUUGGGAAAGAACGAUUGUGUGAAGAACAUUGAAAUCUAAUUUCCUUGAAAUGAUGAUGGAGCUGAGUCAUAGUUUGACCCUCAAUGAGGAUGCCCUUAAUCAAAUCCCAGAGGCCAAACGACCUGUUUUUAUAUUUGAAUGGUUACGAUUUUUGGACAAGGUUUUAAUAGCUGCACAAAAGAAUGACAUUAAAGGAUGUCAGCAAAAACUAGUAGAACAGUUAACUAAACACAUGCAAGGUGCUCCUGGUCCUCCUACGCGAAGACUUAUCGCAAGAUGUCUUGCUACCUUGUUCAGUGUUGGUGAUACCUUUUUGCUCUUUGAUACUGUUAAUAAAUGUAAUGAUAUUUUGAGAAAUAAAGAUGACUCUCCAAGUUUCCUUCCAACAAAAUUAGCUGCUAUAUGUUGUGUUGGAUGUAUGUAUGAAAAGUUAGGAAGGAUGAUGGGCAGAUCAUACGAAGAAACUGUACAGAUUUUAAUAAAGUCUUUACGUUCUGCAGAAUCGCAAACAAGGAUCGAGGUCAUGCAUACUUUAGAGAAGGUUUGUGCUGGUAUGGGAUCUGCGAUUACAAACGUUCAUAAAGAAAUCUAUAAAGUUUCUAGACAUUAUCUGACAGAUAGAGUAAUGGCUGUAAGGUGUGCUGCUGCAAAGUGUUUAUUAGAAAUGUUAAACCAUGCACCAUUUUUAUAUACCACUGAAAUCGAAAGUGUAGCCACGCUUUGUUUCCGAGCCUUCGAAGGUUCGAAUUACGAGGUGAGAUGCGCUGUUGCAAAAUUGCUUGGUACUCUUGUAGCGAUGACCCAACUUCCAGCACCAAAAAGCAAAAAUCCUUCAGUUACGCAAAACAAGAAUGCUAAACAAAUCUCACUCGACGAGGUGCUGAACAUUUUAAUGUCCGGAUUUCUAAGAGGCGGAGUGGGCUUUUUGAAAGGUACUGGAGAAAUAAUAAAGGGGAGUUCCAGUGUGAAUAGAGAAGUCCGAGUUGGUGUUACGCACGCGUACGUUGUAUUUGUCCAAAUGUUAGGUGGUUCGUGGCUUGAACGCAACGUCGGUGCAUUGGUUGCACACGUACUCGAUCUUGUAACAAACCCGAAAGCAGCAAGUUCGCACGUUGAUGCUGUUUAUUCUAGGAAAUGUGUUAACUUUAUAUUACACGGUACCAUAGGGAAACUGUUGGGUGAAGGAGCUCAAGCCGCUGCGUGUAAAGAAAUAGCACACAUUAUUUUGAAACAAAUGAAUUCCAUUGACUUCAGCCCAGAGAACGCCAAGGAUUGCAAUCAGGAAACAUUAUUUAGUCAGCACUUGUUAGUUUGUGCACUGCAAGAAAUGGGCAAUUUGAUCUUAGGACUUGGCACCACAGCUUGUAAUUUAUUGUCUGAUCAAUCUUUAAGCUUGAUCGACACAGUUAUGGCUGUUUUGGUCCACCCUUGUCAGGCAGCUAGACUUGCAGCGUCUUGGUGCUUACGUUGUAUCUGUGUGGCAGUUCCCAGUCAGAUAACACCUCUAAUCGAUCGAUGUGUUGAGAAUAUUGAAAAUAUGCGUAGUUCACCGGAAGCAAUAGCUGGAUAUAGUAGUGCAUUAGCCGCAGUUCUUGGUAGCGUUCGUUUAUCACCACUUGGAGUUCCCCACACGAAAGGAAAAAUUAUUUUCAAUACGGCAGAAGAACUUUUGAGAAGCGCAAGUCAAAACAGUCGUUUGUCCUUAAAUAGAACUCAUGCUGGAUGGCUUUUGAUCGGAGCUAUAAUGACUCUAGGAACAGCGGUAGUGAAAGGUUUAUUACCUAGGAUGUUAUUGUUAUGGAGAAAUUCUUUCCCUCGCUCGAACAAAGAACUCGAGAGCGAAAAAGCCAGAGGCGAUGCUUUCACGUGGCAAGUAACUUUAGAAGGUCGAGCCGGAGCACUAUCGGCAAUGCACAGCUUUCUUUUGCAUUGCCCAGAACUUUUAAAUGACGAUAUUACGAGACGACUUCUAACACCGAUUGAGUCUGCCUUGGCAAUGUUAACAAAUUUAUCGCCUGUAUUAAAAAAUUAUGGUCAACAACUGAAAGCUCCAGCUGCAAUGGUUCGAUUGCGCUUAUACGAAACUCUACUAUUAUUACCACCUCAAACUUUUGAAGGUUCAUACACGCAUUUGCUAAGGAUGUUAGUAUCUGAGUUUACGUUGACCGAGAAUCCCGGGAACACUACGACUUCUUUACUACGCGCAGUUUGUCAUGCUAACGAUUCUGUAAUCCUCGGUACUUGGUUGCAAGAGACUGAUCAUCGCACAAUAGAAGAUCAAAUGGAACCAAACAGAAGGGCGGAUUUGGAACAUCUACAACCAAACAGUGCUGCAGGAUCUGGAGCUUUGGAACAUAAUCCCUGUUGCCUUUACAGACCAGUACCACAAGAUGAAAUAAUUCCUGGCCCUUUGCCGCUAGGAGUUGCUGUUAUCGAUCUUUCUGUAUCAUUGUUUGGUCAAAUUUUCCCACGUGUGGCGAACAAGCAUAGGUUGCAGAUGUUAGAUCACUUCGGUGAAUGCAUAAAGCAUACGAAAUCAGGCAGGCAAGAGGCAAUACAGAUGAACGUUUUCACGGCUGUGCUAAGCGGAUUGAAGGGUCUUAACGAAGCGAAAACUGGAUUUGGUCAAGAAGAUGUCAAAAAAUCUGCAACUAAUCUCAUUAUUAGUGCGUUAGUAAGUAGUAACUCGAUACUGAGGUGGGCAGCGGGAGAAGCUGUUGGAAGAAUGGCUCAAGUGAUUUCCGAUCCCAAAUUCACGGCAGAAUUAGCACAAACAAGUUUCGAUCGUUUAAAAUCUGCUCGCGAUGUAGCUAGUAGGACCGGUCAUUCUCUAGCGUUGGGCUGCCUUCACAAAUACGUGGGUGGAAUGGGAUCUAGUCAACAUCUCAACACGAGUGUUAGCAUUUUACUUGCACUCGCACAAGAUAAUUCUUCUCCUGUAGUACAAGUAUGGGCAUUACAUGCUCUCGCGCUUAUAGCUGAUUCCGGCGGACCGAUGUUCCGAGGCUAUGUUGAACCUUCAUUGUCCUUAGCGUUAACUCUUCUUCUUAAUGUUCCUCAUUCAUACAUCGAUGUUCAUCAAUGCAUAGGCAAAGUGUUAUCAGCUCUGAUUACAACGAUAGGUCCAGAACUACAAGGAAACACGUCGUCUAUUUGUAUGGCACGUUCAUCGUUUCUUUGUGCUUGCGCGAUUAUGCAAGACCAUCAGGAUCCGCUCGUGCAGGCAGAAGCUACGGGGUGUCUUCAACAGUUGCAUUUAUUUGCACCGAGACACGUCAAUUUGUCCUCCCUUGUUCCUACAUUAUGCCGAACUCUAUCCAGUAAUCAUCUUCUCCUGCGUAAAGCUGCGAUAUCCUGUCUUCGACAACUUGCCCAAAGAGAAGCGAAGGAAGUGUGCGAGCAUGCAAUGACACUGGCCAACGAAAGUCGCGAUACUAAUGUAGUAGAAGGUCUCGUCAUAACAGAAACUGGUCUUCCGGGUGUCCUGUUCAGCAUGUUGGACACAGAAACUGAUAGCAAAUUAAUUAAAGAUAUUCACGACACAUUAACCAGUAUGCUGCAAAUCUUAGCAGCUGACAAUUUAUCGCAGUGGCUUUCUUUAUGCAAGGACGUUCUUACAAUAGCUUCAGAAACAAAUAAUGAAGAUGGAAAUGCUAUAAACGUUGAAGACAGUACUGCAGAUAAUGAUAAUGCGGAUACGGAAGGCGAUGAUGAUCAAGUCGAGUUCCACGCCGAUGAAUCUACGAAACAACGACUUACUAUCACCCCGCGAUGGCCAACUAGAGUUUUCGCAGCACAAUGCGUUAGAAAAAUAGUUGCCGCUUGCGUGAACAACAAGCAAGCACACUUUGAUCUUGCCUUAGCUAAGGAGCUCCAAGUAUCAAAAGGAAAAAAUGAUUUCUUGGUACUGCAUCUUUCCGAUUUAGUGCGAAUGGCAUUUAUGGCUGCAACAAGUGACUGCGAUCCAUUGCGACUCGAAGGACUGAAGACCUUACAAGAAAUCAUAGACAAAUUUGCUAAAGUUCCUGAGCCAGAAUUUCCUGGUCAUUUAUUACUUGAACAAUUCCAAGCACAAGUCGGAGCUGCCUUGAGGCCUGCGUUUUCGGCAGAAACAGCGUCGCACGUUACAGCUGCAGCGUGCGAGGCAUGCAGUGCUUGGAUCGGAAGCGGAGUCGCUAGAGAUUUGAACGAUCUCCGUAGAGUACAUCAGCUCCUUGUGUCUUCUUUGGAGAAAUUAAGAGAGGGACAUACGCGACCGCAACUUUAUAACGAGAGCUUGUUAACGCUCGAAAGAUUAGCGAUUUUGAAGGCCUGGGCAGAAGUGUACGUGGUUGCUAUGAUAAAAGAUGGUUCUGCCUUGAACAGCAAGGACACGUUCAAUCAAAAUUCGAACCAAACCGAUGACGAUAACUCUGAAGAUUUUGGCAAAUUCGAAUUCCAGACCGAAAGCUUAUUGAGCUUAGUGCAACCGGAGUUACUGAGUUUAAGUCAAUAUUGGUUGGCAGCCUUAAGAGAUCAUGCGUUACUUUCGUUACCUCCAGAAUUUUCCAGUCAGCUACCGCACGAUGGAGGAGCUUUUUACACAACCGAUACGAUGGAAUCUGCUCGACCUCAUUAUGCAGAAUCGUGGGCACCAAUCUUGCACGCUGCGACACUUUGGCUUAACGCGAAAGGGUUUGGUCUAGAAGAAACUAAAAAUGAAAUGAAAACAUCGAAUGUAAUGAAUAAUAACAAUAAUAAUAAUAAUAAUAACAAUAACGACGAUGUCUCUACCAAGACUAAUGCGAACGUUGAACGUUUUCAUCUACUAUUCGGUAUUUGUAUGGAAGCUUUGUGCAGUCCCCGUGCUUCAGAAUCUAUGCAAAACAUAGAAACGUGUUUGCAUGCUUUGUAUACUUUAUUAGAUUCAACCUGGGCUCGCAAAGUUCUGAUCGCAGAUCGUUCAUUACCGAUUGAAUUAUGCAACGUUCUUCACAGGAUGCUUUUAACGAGAGAAAGUUUUAUGAUCCAAAUGAUAGUAAUGGAAGUUUUGAAACAAGUAAUGAAGGCAGCGCAGGAAGAUUUGACGGAUAGAAAAAAGACUAAACUAAAAGAAAUGGCACCAGCGCACGAAGAAAACAAUGAAAUUCAAGACGUAGAUCUGUUAGGAGAAGGCGAGGAGAAUGGUGAACUGACACCAGGAAAAUCUUUAGUGUUUGCUAUUUUAGAAGUGUGCUUGUGCCUUUUGGUAAGGCAAAUACCGGCAUUGAACCCUAAUCCCGGUGGAACAACAGCAAUUUUAUCCCAGAAAGGGUAUAUGCCGUCUGAAGAAAGCGGGAAACUCAUAACUGCUACGCUAAAUAUAAUGGAAUCUCUCCCUAACAUUUGUUCUCCUCACGGAGCUCUAGCAAUAUUGCCGACAUUAUUAUAUCUAGCAACUGGAGUAAUUCGAGAAACUGCAGUGCGUAUCGACAUCGAAUGCAAUAAGCCACCAUCAGAUGCACCGGUGCAUGCCGCUUUGCAUUGUAUAAAAAGUUUAAUUACAAAUAAAUAUGCAAAAGAUCAUAGAAGUCAGGAGCAAUGGACAAGUUUUUUACAGAGCGCUCUUGCUAAAAUCAUCGAUCUUGCUAAAACAGGGACUGAUGAGACUAAAAUGGACGAAGUAGCGAUGAUGUUAGGUAUUGCGGUAUUUGUUCUUCAUGCAUCGUCCGAUGUUGUGAGUGCACCGAAUUUACAAUUUCCAUGUAUAAAUCACUAUAGGCAGGCUUUCCAAUCAGAAAAUAUAACAGUAAAAUUAAAAUGCGUUCAAACACUGAGGACGAUAUUUUUGCAUCCGGAACGUGCAAUAAGUAUACCGUACAUUCAUGCGUUAGCACCGAGACUAGUAGAAUAUCUGUAUAGCGACAAGAGCAAACAGAUUUCAACUGAUUCAGAAUUGUCUUUCACAUUAGAGUGCGUUAGUACCGUUGAGACUCUUAUUGGACUCGCUGAUAUCUCACAUCGAAUACAAAUGUUAACUUUACUUGUGCCAAUCCUAAUUAAUUAUUUAUUGGAGGGAGAUGAACUACAACAUGCUUCUAAGUAUCAAUUAAGUCUUCAUCAGCAGAGUUUCCAAUGGCUUAAUAAAAUAGGACCAAAAUAUCCUCAGGAAUUUAAGACACUAAUGUCACAGUCUACUGAACUGAAGACUAAAUUAGAAAACGCUGUACGCAGCUCUCAUCAACAAGCACAAAGGCAUGCUCGGGCAGUCGAUCUUGUGAAACCGCAGAUAAAAAUCUCGACACCAUCUAUUAAGCUCAAAACGGACUUUUCCAAUUUUAAUUAA
This is a messenger RNA of Ceratina calcarata, 6800 nucleotides long. Its product is annotated as HEAT repeat-containing protein 5B. Gene Ontology annotation, biological process: retrograde transport, endosome to Golgi; intracellular protein localization; endocytosis. The coding region runs from base 546 to 6800 and encodes 2084 amino acids. The record is from RefSeq and is a predicted model, not a curated record. Lineage: Eukaryota; Metazoa; Arthropoda; Insecta; Hymenoptera; Apidae. Gene Ontology annotation, cellular component: Golgi apparatus; endocytic vesicle; membrane. The transcript is spliced from 33 exons.